Molecule: messenger RNA, 3671 nt
Organism: Oncorhynchus mykiss (rainbow trout)
Lineage: Eukaryota; Metazoa; Chordata; Actinopteri; Salmoniformes; Salmonidae
Gene: mcmdc2
Product: minichromosome maintenance domain containing 2
Biological process (GO): double-strand break repair via break-induced replication
Cellular component (GO): nucleus
Molecular function (GO): ATP binding; DNA binding; single-stranded DNA helicase activity
Source: RefSeq, a predicted model, not a curated record
CACAGUUCAAAUGUUCAAGUCGCGUGAUAUCUUGACUGUGUGACUAGUCUCUUCAGACAACGCUUUAGCUAACGUUAGUCAGUCGGUAACAGAAAAUGGAAAACGUUCUCUUACUGAAAGAGUCAAUUUUGUCUUUUCUAGACAGAAGUGGAGCUCUUCUUCAACUUGCCGAAGACUGCAAACCAUUCAACGACAUCCAGCGAAAUGAAGCUGUGUAUCGGUUCUGUAUCCGUGUGAACCCUUCAGACCUAAUCGAACUGGAUCCUAGAUUGGGUGAUUGUGUUCUCAAUGACCCCCUCAAAGCUACAGCACUGUUUCAAUCUGUUUGUUUUCUGUCAAUAAAGACACUCUCCCUCAUAGAGAAAAUCCACACAGAAAGUCAGGUGAAUGUGAUCCUGAAGUUUACACACCUACCUCCGUUCCCUGAGUACACCUUGGACCUCUGUGAGUUUCCCUGUGGUUAUGGCCCCAUGAGGCCUGUUGCCAUGGAGGGCUUGGCCAUCGCGAUGACUAGGGUCUCCAAGUACACUCAGGGAGCCAGGUUUCUCUGUUCUGAGGAGGACUGUCCCUGCUCAACAGGGUUCCAUCACAUCAGAGUGCACGCACCCGGAGCCACUGAGUCAGCCACAGUGAGGAGUGACUUCAGCUGCCUGCUCUGCUCCUCUCACCUCAAAGAGGACAUCAAGUUCCGGGUCCUGGGGGACAAGCAGCUUGUAGAGCUGAUCCAUGUUAAAGCACUGGAUGUCCUGAAAGUCCAUCCUCCCAGUGCCCUCAGGUACCAGUCUGUCACCCUGUUUCUCAGAGAUGAGCUGUGUAACUCCAUGAGGAUUGGACGUCUGUACAGGGUGCUGGGCAUACCGGCCCAUGUCCACCAGUGGCCCAACGUCACCUGGAGUGUGGAGGCCAAUAGCGUUCAACCGUGGGAGCCUGAAUACACGGGCACCAUCAGCUCUAACUUCCAGGCCCUGUUGACGGCAACAGCCUGUUCCCCCUGGAGGUUCUCUGCCAUUGUGGCUAACACGUUUGGAUCCCCUGUGGUUCCCCCGGGCUUGUACAGCACUCUGAAGCUGGGCCUGCUGCUCAGCCUGGUCCAGGGCCGGGAGGACAACCCAGACUCACUGCACUGCCUGGACCUGCUAGCCCUGACGACUGACACACUCAUACUGGAAAGGCUGAUGACGUACAGCCUGGGUCUGGCUGGCCGUGGGGUGAGACACCCUGCGACAGGGGAGAUGUUUGCCUCUCUUUCUCGUGAUGAACACGGAGCAGGCACGGCUAACAUCCACGCUGGCUCCGCCCUGCUGGCCACUGGGGGCGUCUGCAUGCUCGGGGACCUGGGCCACCACAGGAAAGAUAAGAUGGACGCCCUUCAGUCAGCUCUGGAGAGUCGGACAGUGUCUGUGAUCAUCCCAGGGAAGAAGUAUGGAGAGGAUGCUGACCAGCAGAUCUCCUUCCCUGUCCAGUGCAGCUUCUGGGCCUUGGCAGACUCCACAGCUCCCUCAAACAAGACCACCAGGACUGACAGUACAGUGCUGGGAACAGUGGACAUGGGCUCGGUCCCUGCCCAGUUGGCUGAGGCCUUUGGUCUGGUGAUCCUGUGUCGGGAGGCAGGGGGAAAGCAAGCCCUGCUAGCCCAGACGGUGCACACCCUCAGACAGGCAGUGCAGCCCGGAGAGCCCCUCUACCCAUCCUGCAUGCAGUUCACCACACAGGACUAUAAGGAGCUUCUGGCCCACACCCAGAGGAUCCAGACAGAGCUGAGCCCCGGGGCAGAGAUGAUGAUACAUGGCUAUUACAUGGCCAGCAGAAGGGUCCGCUCAGACUCGGGCCAUGGUGCAAAGGUGUCUGUGGCCUCCAUCAAGCUACUGAUCUCCCUGGCUGAGGCCCACAGUAAGCUGUGUCUGAGAAGCACAGUGCUGGAGGAGGAUGCAGUGAUCGCUGUGUUGCUGUGUGAAAACUCCAUCACUCUCAGACAUGGAGCCUCAGCGCUUGUUAUCCCACCCGACGCAGCAUUUCCCUGUGACCUGUGUGACCUGGAAGCUCUCCACAGGAGAGACCUUAUCCUGGAGCAGCUCCAACAAAGCAUCCUGCACUUUGUCUACGCCUACGCACCCGGGGCCACCAGCUACAUCACUGAGGAGGAAUAGGACCACAGCUAAGUUAAAGGAUUUUUCUAUAUUGAAUUGCAAUGGUGAAAUGAGCUACUCAGAAGAAGAAACGUUCCAUAAGCACAAAGCGCUUCAAAUUGAGCGUUUCUCCUCUGCCAAGAUAAUCCAUCCACCUGACAGGUGCGUCAUACCAAGUAGCUGAUUAAACAGCAUGAUUGCUGUAGCCACAUAUCAGGUUGAGGGAGAGUGGAAUUGGCAUGCUGACUGCAGGAAUGUCCACCAGAGUAUUGAAUGAGAAUUUGGCAGUACAUCCAACCGGCCUCACCGGUGAUAAAACUAAUUCUGACUGGGUGGGCCUAUUCCCUCCCAGGCCAACCCAUGGCUACGCACCUGCAGUCAAUUGAAAUCCAUUGAUUAGGGUCUAAUACAUGAACUGUAACAUUCAUAUUUUUCAGUGUAAUUCAAUGUAGGCAGAAAAAAGAUUGCGAUUAAUGUACCAUAAAAUAUUUUAUUUCAUAACGGGGCAGAAUAAAAUCUGAUUAAAACAAACAUUUAACCUUAAGCAGGGGAGUCAGACCAAGGUUGUGCUUUUUUUGACAGGCAAGAAUGGUGAAAAUAGGGUGAUAGUUUAGGUCUCCAGGGUCAUAUUUGUGAAGGAGUUCAUGCACUGCUUUCCAAACCUUGUGAAUUGUCAACGAAUAGAAGAAAUCAGUUAAAUAAAUGACCAUUGUCUAAUAAGAUUAGCCAUCAACCUACAACUUUCUACCAUCGUGGGUUUAGUUACAAUGCUGGUAAUUCAAAUGAAUGGCUUUUCAGCAGGGUAAAUUAGCAGAAAUGUCAGAAAGGGCAUCAAUUCCAUUUAAAAUGAAUGGACACCUCUCAACCCAGGAAAUAACUCCCCUACUGCAGGCCUAACAAUCCUGCAUGAUGAAAUAAGAGUCUCAAACCGUAGUCAGGGAUUGCAGGUUUAAUGAUUGCAGGUAGCCCCUGCCACGAGGUGCACCGCAGAUAUUGAGCUAAGCAAGAUGCUCACGCUUCAACACUCUUAGUUGUGGAAAUUGACCCCUUUACUCACUGCAUCUAUACCAUAUCGCUGCGUCUACCUAUAAUGAUCAAUGCUAAUAUUGGCAGUUCAGUUAGUCACAGCAUCCCAAUUUAGUCAGAUCAGUAAAUAGCAAAAGUGAGAAGUCAUCACAACUCCAGUAGAAGACUGAAGGAAACCAGUUGGCUAUUUAGCCCUCACACUCACCAUAGGGUUGAGAUUUAAGUCUUCAUAUUCCACAUACUGGAUCAUCAAACCCAAUCUAGGAGAGAACAGUCUAUUAGCAUGACUAUCAUUUGAUUGUAGUUAGGCAAAAUAUACAAGCAAUUAUACUGUAGUUCAGGAAGUCUCUCUCAGCAUCCCAAUUUAGUCUGAUGGGUAAACGGCAAAAUGUAGAACUCAUCACAACUCCAGUUUCGUGCACAUUUGCCGAUCAAAGACAUGUUGGGCCCUCAGAUUAAAAAUAAUAUUUUACUCACCACAGGGCAAGAUCUUCAAUAUACAUCCUGGCCCAUUAACUC